ACCUGUUUUUUUUGUUAUUGUUGUUUUUGUUUAAUUUUUUUUUUUAAUCUUAUCAUUGAGCAACUGGACAUAAUUGCUACUCAAUAUAAUUACCCAGGAUUGCAUAAUGUUCCCAAUGCAACCAAAUCUGUAUAGCCGAAUCCUAAAGCCGUUGGUAAAUUGUGCAAUAAUGCAACGCAAUAAUCACAUAGAAACGAAAGUAAAACUUAACGACGGCGUCACCAUCAAUUAUGUCCAAACGGGCAAAGGUGACAAAAACGUAUUGCUAAUGCCUGGUGCACUUGGAACUGCCUGGACAGAUUUCAAACCACAAAUUGAAAAACUACCUGAGCUGCUACCAAAUCAUACAAUAAUUGCAUGGGAUCCACCCGGUUACGGAAAGUCGGUACCGCCAGAACGACACUUCGAUCUCGACUUUUUCCAAAAAGAUGCACGUUGUGCUGUAGACCUGAUGCGGGCUUUAGGAAGACCCAAAUUUUCUAUACUAGGAUGGAGUGAUGGAGGCAUAACUGGCAUCAUUGUGGCGGGUCGUUUUGUUGAAUGUAUCGAAAAAUUAGUUAUAUGGGGUGCCGGUGCUUAUUUGAAUGCUGAAGAGGAAAAAGCAAUGCGAGACAUACGAGAUGUUCAGAAAUGGUCACAACGGAAUCGUGAAACAAUGGAGAAAGUAUACGGUGUGGAGGGAUUUCCAAAAUUGUGGUCUGCGUGGGUUGAUGCUGUUGUUGCAAUUUAUAAGGAGCGUAAAGGAGACUUUUGUUGCACAGAAGUGACCCAAAUAAAAGCCCCCACUUUUAUAUUGCAUGGCAAGAAGGAUCCAAUGAUUGCCGCCGAGCACAUACCAUAUCUAAAGGAACUUAUAAAAGAUUGCAAAUAUUAUGAAUUCCCCGAAGGCAAACAUAAUAUUCAUCUCCGUUAUGCAGACGAGUUCAAUAAAUUGGUAGCGCAUUUCUUAACGCAGAAGCCCUAACAUCGUACUGAAAGCAAAAGAAUUGUAUAUAUGUAUAUUUAUACCCGCUGACAUUUAUCUCGCAGUCUACAUAUCCGAUUGUGGUAUUGUUUUAU
Molecule: messenger RNA, 1059 nt
Organism: Bactrocera latifrons
Lineage: Eukaryota; Metazoa; Arthropoda; Insecta; Diptera; Tephritidae
Product: valacyclovir hydrolase
Exons: 3
Coding region: 107-964 (285 amino acids)
Source: RefSeq, a predicted model, not a curated record